Molecule: messenger RNA, 2136 nt
Organism: Fusarium proliferatum ET1
Lineage: Eukaryota; Fungi; Ascomycota; Sordariomycetes; Hypocreales; Nectriaceae
Exons: 4
Coding region: 1-2136 (711 amino acids)
Biological process (GO): DNA replication-dependent chromatin assembly; nucleosome assembly
Cellular component (GO): CAF-1 complex; nucleus
Molecular function (GO): protein binding
Source: RefSeq, a predicted model, not a curated record
AUGAAAGCUGCUCCUCUAAUCAUCAAUUGGCACGACCAGAAUGCCCCCGUUUACUCCGCACACUUCGAGCCGUCUGGAAAGGGACGUUUAGCCACCGCUGGUGGUGAUAAUCAUAUCAGAAUAUGGAGGGUUCUGGUUGACGGGGAGGACCGCAAGGUCGAGUACCUUUCAACCCUUUCAAAGCACAACCAAGCUGUUAAUGUUGUUCGUUGGGCGCCCAAGGGCGAGCUUCUAGCCUCGGCCGGCGACGAUGGCAAUGUGAUCCUCUGGGUACCAAGCGAAACACCCCAAACAGCCUUGGGAUCCGAUGCCCCGGAAGAUAAAGAGUCUUGGAGGGCAAAGCAUAUGUGUCGUUCUAGUGGUGCAGAGAUCUAUGACUUAGCCUGGUCUCCUGACGGAGUGUACUUCAUCAUCGGCAGUAUGGAUAACAUAGCACGAAUCUACAACGCUCAGACAGGAACACUCGUGCGCCAGAUCGCUGAGCACAGCCAUUAUGUGCAGGGCGUCACAUGGGAUCCCCUCAACGAGUACAUCGCGACGCAGUCCUCCGAUCGAUCAGUUCAUAUCUACUCUCUAAAAACCAAGGAUGGGCAAUACACCCUUAGCGUAGACGACAAGACUCCUCGACUUGCCAGCCAUAUCAAGGCCGAUCUUCCUCCUCGGCGAAUCUCCUCGAGCAGUCCUGCUCCUCCCGACUUUGGCCAUCGCUCUUCGCUUGCUGUCCUCGAUUCUGCGCCUUCUAUCGGAUCCCCUGUCCCAUCUGCACCCGGCACGCCUACUUCUUUCGCACUUCCCAUGAACCCUCCCAGCGUCGUUAGCCAUAGCCGUCGAUCUUCGUUCUCUUCUCGUCGAUCUGUAUCACCAGCGCCGUCUAUGCCUCUGCCAGCCGUCAUGCCUAUGGACCCCUCUCCAAAACCAUCGUCAACGUUGAGCAGUGGGUUGGGAAUGAAGAAUGCGAACCUCUAUGCCAAUGAGACGCUCACUUCCUUUUUUCGACGACUCACAUUUACACCAGAUGGCAGCUUGCUAUUAACCCCAUCGGGACAGUACCAAAACCAACACCAGGCUGAACGAGACGCGAAACCUACUUAUGAAGUGAUUAACACAGUCUAUAUUUACACGCGUGGUGGUAUCAACAAGCCCCCAAUAGCCCAUUUGCCGGGUCACAAGAAGCCCUCGGUAGUGGUAAAAUGUUCUCCAAUAUUCUACACACUACGACAGUCUCCUCCUGUCACGCGCAAUAUAACCAUUGACACAUCAUCCUCAGAGGAGCCUAUUCCAUCCCUUCCAGAACCUCUGUCGAAACCAUCCCCAGCUCCUUCUGUCAUGGAUCCCCCUCCUCCACCCUCAACCUCAUCAGACCCAAAGACAUCGGGUUCAGAUUCGGCUUCGGCUACACCAGGUCCAAAGCCUGCCUUUUCCCUGCCUUAUCGCAUGGUCUACGCAGUGGCUACACAAGACUCGGUCCUACUUUACGAUACUCAGCAAAAGACCCCUAUCUGUGUUGUCAGCAAUCUUCAUUGCGCCACCUUUACUGAUCUUGCAUGGUCAAGCGAUGGUCUGACUUUAAUGAUAUCGUCCUCUGAUGGUUUCUGCUCAACACUAUCCUUUACAGCUGGAGAGCUGGGUGAAGUCUACAAGGGUGAAGUCGGUCCGCCCAAGUCGCAAACAGGGACUUCGUCUAAUCAAAGCACUCCCAUGCCUACCCCAACGACCGUGUUUGCUCCACCUUCACCCUUUCCCAACGGCUCGCAUCACCACCAUCGCAACUCGGCGAGCUCUUUUACUGCCCCUUCGCCCCCGCAGUCAGCUUCCAUUCUUUCUCAACGUCCCUCGUCUCCUGCGAGAUCGAAUUCGACGUCGUCAAUUGCGACCAUCACUACACAGGCCAGCACUGUGCCCGCAGCCGGUGUAGUCACCAAUCCACCUCUGAUUUCUGGCAAUGUUCCAGGCAUUGCAGCAGCAAAUUCUGGCAAGGUGACUGGUGUUCCGCUCACAACACCUCCUGAGACUCCUCGAAGUACCACAGGCAGUGUUGCGGGCACUAAACGCGACGCCAGUGAAGGCGAAAAGGAAGACAGCAAGGAGCCCAAGAAGAGGCGAAUUGCUCCCACGCUGGUGGAGCCCAAAAGUUAG